AUGUCCGCGGCCCCGUGGUCGGGCGCCGAAGCGUUGGCACCCCGGCCUCCGGCCGCGGACAUGAUUUCACCAGCCGCCCCCGCCUUCGCUUUCGUCCUUGGGGCCGCGGCGCGCGCCGGCGCCGGGAGCUUCCUGGGCACGGCGCCCGUCGCCGCCGGCAGCACCCACAGAUGGUACAGGCGGGAGCCGACCUCGCCAGCCGCGGUGAGGCAACCAGCGGCUGGGAAGACGGCGGGGCGUGGCAGCAGGCGCCGGCGCUGUCCGGCGGGCUGCUGCUGCAGGCGAGCAGCUCAGGCCGCCCGCGGCGCUACGCUCCAAGCUGUGGUCGAAGGCAUACACAAUACACUUCCGUGCGACUCGUGA
Molecule: messenger RNA, 363 nt
Organism: Prorocentrum cordatum
Lineage: Eukaryota; Dinophyceae; Prorocentrales; Prorocentraceae
Source: the annotation of a GenBank genome assembly